UCCCUCCCUAAUACCAACAAUACAACAGAUCACAGUUCUAUGACACUAAUGUUAUGUGAAGACAGUCAUAUUAAGAAGAGGUCAAGACCAACAAUAUUUAGUGUAUUUCCAUCAAACAGAAAUUUAUUUAAAGGUUUAUACUCUCAUAGCUAUAACCAUUUCUAUUUCCCAUUGGAGACAGUCAUUCUGCCUCAAUGGCGUUUCAGGAUCUCUUGAAUCGAGUUGGAAAUAUGGGGAGAUUUCAGAUCCUUCAGAUAGCUUUCCUUCUGAUCUGCAAUGCCACAUUGACACCUCAGACUGUUUUGGAGAACUUCACUGCAGCCAUCCCUGAUCAUCGCUGCUGGGUCCACGUCCUUGAUAAUGAUACUGCCUCUGAUAUUGACAGUGGGAUCCUGAGCCAAGAUGACCUCCUGAGGAUCUCCAUCCCACUGGACUCUAACUCCAGGCCAGACAAGUGUCGUCGCUUUGUUCAACCACAGUGGCAUUUCCUUCAUUUGAAUGGCACGUUCUCCAAUGUGACAAAACCAGACACAGAGCCCUGUGAGGAUGGUUGGGUGUAUGAAAGAAAUACCUUCCUCUCCACCACUGUCACUGAGUGGGACCUGGUGUGUGGAUCUCAGGUACUGGUUUCAGUGUCUAAAUUUAUAUUCAUGGUUGGAAAUUUGAUAGGACCUUUCCUAGCUGGACACUUAUCAGACAGGUUUGGGAGGAGGUUAACCCUCAUAUGUGCUUUACUGCUGAUGGCCGUCAGUGGGACCUGUGCAGCCAUGGCUCCCACCUUCUUCAUCUACUGCUUACUUCGCUUCCUAACAGGGCUUUGUGUCAUACCCAUACACACAAAUAGUGUUUUGCUCAUGUUAGAAUGGACAAGCCAUAAAUUCAAAGCCUUGGUCACAACACUGUCAAUGUGUGCUCAAAGUUUUGGACUCAUACUAAUGUCAGGCUUGGCAUUUAUAUUUCGAAACUGGCACCACCUCCAGCUGGUAGUGUCUGUGCCAGUAUUUUUCCUCCUUAUACCCACAAGGUGGCUGUCUGAGUCAGCUCGGUGGCUGAUUGUGACCAACAAACCCCAGAAGGGCUUGCAGGAACUUAGAAGAGCUGCACGUAUGAAUGGAAUGAAGAGUUCUGAAGACACCUUAACCAUAGAGGUUGUGAGGACCACCAUGAGGGAAGAGCUGGAGGCAGCACAAGUAGAACCUGCUCUGUGUGACUUAUUCCGCACCCCCAACUUGCGAAAGCGUAUGUUUCUCCUGUGCCUUUUGAGAUUUACAACAGCGAUACCUGCAUUUGGAUUUAUCAUCCAUCUCCAACACCUGAAAAGUAAUGUCUUCCUGGUGCAGUGUCUCACAGCUGCAUCAGCCAUCCCAGCCUCUUUUGCUGCAAUGAUUUUGAUGAAUCGGAUUGGCCGUAGAAUAAGUCAAUUCUUUUUCUCUUUCCUGUUGGGGAUCUUCAUGCUGGCCACAGUGUCUGCUCCUGAAGAAAUGCAGAUACUGUGUGCAGUUUUGAUAACACUGACCGGAGCAAAUAUUUAUGCGGUUAUUAGUGGUAAUAAUCUACACGCAAGUGAGCUAAUCCCCACUGUGAUCAGGAGAAAUAGGACAGAAUCAUCAGAAAGCUACCAAAUGGUGGGAAAAUAUAGCGGGAACUAAUCAAACAAUAUUAUGCAAAGAGUUCACAGGAUGUCUCAACUAUGUCACACACCAAUUACAAGGAAGACUUGGAACCCACAUGCCCCAGCCCAGGACAAGAUGCUGCCAAGUCUGGUACUGGAAAAGGACACAGAACUGGCUCUGCAUUUGCCUUACAUCAAGGCCUCCGAGAAAGGCUUGGACUGGCCUGACUCCCAGCAGUUGAUGCUUGUUUUCUUCCUCCAAUAUUAAUGUUGAGGGUUUGCUGAGUUGCAGCGUUGCAUAUGGUUGUGUCUAUUCCAAGUGCAGUUUGUUUAUCUGUGGUACUAAGGGUAUGCAUGCACAUGCUCACAUGGAGAAAGCCACCUUUCCUUUUCCUCCUUGCAAAUCAUUUCACUAAGAAUGUUUCUGCAGUGCCUGCUUGGUUGUCAUUAAUUACCUUAAUUUGUAAUUGUCUUGGGCCACUCUCAUUUCUCCAUCGAUUUGGAAAAAUAAAUUUACUGGCUAAAACAUUUUUCUGACACAUAUAUAUUCAAAGCUUGACAUAUUUCAUUUGAUGUUCUUCUGGCUUUUAUGGUUGCUGGAAAAAAGUCUGUGGAAAUUCUCACAUUGCUGCCUUGUGCGUGAGUGGUUGCCUUUUCUUUGUUCCUUUUAGGAUUACAUCUUUACUUGUAUUUUGGCAUACUGACUAUAACAUGUCACAGAAUAUUUCUAUUUUUAUUAUGUGGUUUUGGAGUUCUCUAUGCCUCUUGAAAUAGUAUGUCUGCCUUCUGUACAUUUGGGAUAUUUUCUGCUUUAAUUUACUUAGUGGGCUAUCUAGUUCAUUACAUUUACUUGUUCUUUUUCUAUACCACAAAUUCUCAGGGUUGGCCUCUUGAACAUAUCCCAGAGCCUAUUAGAAUAUGAUGCGUUUGCUCCUCUUCUUAGAGGAAUGUCUCUAUGACAUUCAGCUAUUAGGACUAAUGAAACUGGUGUAUUGAAUGAAUUGCUAAAGUUGUCAUGGUUGUAUGCAAAGGACCGAGGGUAGAUCUGGAUACUAAGAACCAAGGUGACCAGCUGACACCAAAACCUUGGUCUUUAUUAUUAUUUUUUUAUUGCUUUAUAAAUAAUACCAUUCAAAAUUUCCACUUGCUUCCCUCCUCCCAUUUUCCUCCCGCUUCCCAUUCACCCUUCCCUCUCUCCCUCCAGUCCUAAGAGUGAAGGGUACUCUGCUCUGUGGGAAGUCCAAGGUCCUCCCCCUUCCAUCCAGGCUUAGGAAGGUGUGCAUUCAAAUAAACUAGGAUCCAAAAAAGCCAGUACAUACAGUAGAGACAAAUCCCAGUGCCAUUAUUGUUGGCUUCUCAGAUCGUCCCAGUUCUCAGCCACAUUCAGAGAGUCCAGUUUGAUCACAUGCUCAUUCAGUCCUAGUCCAGCUGGCUUUGGUGGGCUCCCAUUAGAUCAGGAACACUGUCUCAGUGGGUGGACCAACCCCUCACUGUCCUGACUUCCUUGCUCAUAUUCUCCCUCCUUCUGCUCUUCAACUGGACCUUGGGAGCUCAGUUCAGUGCUCCGAUGUGGGUCUCUGUCCCUAUCUCUAUCUGUUGCCGGAUGAAGGUUCUAUGAUGAUAUUCAAGAUAGUCGUGAGUCUGACUACGGGACAAGGCCAGUUCAGGCUCCCUCUCCUCCACUGCCCAGGGUCCUAGCUGGGGACAUCCCCAUGGAUACCUUAGAACCCCUCUAGAGCCAAGUCUCUUGCCAGCCCCAAAAUGGCUCCCUCAAUUAAGAUAUCUUCUUCCUGGCUCCCAUAUCAGUCCUUCCUCCAGCUCACCCAUCACUCUCCCCCAAGGUCUCCCCAACCCUUCCUUUCUCCCUUCUCUCUCCCCCCUUCCCUUCCCCUAACCCACCUCCACCCCAUGCUCCCAACUUUUUCCUGGUGAUAUUGUCUGCUUCCAGUUUUGAGGCGGAUUUAUAUAUGUUUUUCUUUGGGUUCACCUUAUUACUUAGAUUUUCUAGGAUUGUGAAAUAUAGGCUCAAUGUCCUUUGUUUAUGGCUAGAAUCCACUAAUGAGUGAGUACAUACCAUAUUUAUCUUGUUGGGUCUAAGCUAUUUCACACAGGAUAGUGUUUUCUAUUCCUAUCCAUUUACAUACAAAAUUUAAGAUGUCAUUGUUCUUUACCACUGAGUAGUACACACUUUCUUUAUCCAUUCUUCCAUUGAGGGGCACCUAGGUUGUUUCCAGAUUCUGGCUACUACAAAUAAUGCUGCUAUGACCAUGGUUGAACAAAUGCUUUUGUAGUAUGAUUGAGCAUCUUUUGGGUAUAUUCCCAAGAGUGGUAUUGCUGGAUCCUGAGGUAGGUUGAUUCCCAAUUUUCUGAGAAACCACCAUACUAAUUUCCAAAGUGAUUGUACAAGAUUGCAUUCCCAUCAGCAAUGGAUGAGUGUUCCUGUUACUCCACAUUCUCUCCAACAUAGGAUAUCAUUGGUGUUUUUGAUUUUAGCCAUUCUGACAGGUGUAAGAUAUCUCAAAGUUGUUUUGACUUGCAUUUCUCUGAUAGUUAAGGAAGUUGUCCUUAUGUAUCUUUUGGUCAUUUGAGAUUCUUCUGUUGAGAAUUCUCUGUUCAGUUCAGUACACUAUUUUUUAAUUGGGUUAUUUAGAAUUUUAAUGUCUAGCUUCUUGAGAUCCCUAUAUAUUUUGGAGAUCAGACCUUUGUCUGAUAUGGGGAUAGUGAAGAUAUUCUCCCAUUCAGUAGGUUGCCUUUUUGUCUUAAUAACUGUGUCCUUUGCUUUACAGAAGCUUCUCAGUUCAGGAGGUCCCAUUUAUUUAUUAUUGCUCUAUUGUCUGUGCUACUGGAGUUAUAUAUAGGAAGUGGUCUCCUGUGCCCAUGCAUUGAAUGCUACUUGCCACUUUCUCCUCUAUCGCGCUCAUGGUGGUCAGGUUUAUAUUGAGGCCUUUAAUCCAUUUGGACUUGAGUUUUGUGCAUGGUGAUAAUAUUGGAUUUAUUUUCAUUCUCCCAUAGGUUGACAACCAGUUAUGCCAGCACCAUCUGUUAAAGAUGAUUUCUUUCUUCCAUUAUAUAAUUUUAGCUUAAAGUUGAUUAUUGUUCUCUCAAGGUCUGUGAAGAAUUUUGUUGGGAUUUUGAUAGGGAUUGCACUGAAUCUAUAGAUUGCCUUUGGUAGAAUUGCCAUUUUUACUAUGUUGAUCCUCCCAAUCCAAGAGCAAGGGAGGUCCUUCCACUUUCUGGUAUACUCUUCAAUUUCUUUCUCAAAACUUAAACCUUGAAGUUCUUGUCAAAUAGAUAUUUCACUCCCUUGGUUAGUGUUACCCCAAGAUACUUUAUGCUAUUUGUGGCUAUCAUGAAAGGUGAUGUUUCUCUGAUUUCCUUCUCUGCUUCUCUAUCCUUUGUGUAUAGGAGGGCUACUGAUUUUUUUUUUUAGUUGAUCUUGUAUCCUGCCACAUCACUGAAGCUAUUUAUCAGCUAUAGACCUCUGGGAAAGUUUUUGGGGUCACUUAUGUACACUAUCAUAUCAUCUGCAAAUAACGAAAGUUUGACUUCUUCCUUUCUGAUUCGAAUUCCCUUGAUCCCCUUAUGUUGUCUUAUUGCUAUUGCUAGAACUUCAAGCACUAUAUUGAAGAGAUAUGGAGAGAGUGGACAGCCUUGUCUUGUUCCUGAUUCUAGUGGAAUGGCUUUAAGUUUCUCUCCAUUUAAUUUGAUGUUAGCUGUUGGCUUGCUGUAUGCUGCUUUUAUUAUAUUUAGAUAUGAUUCUUGUAUCUCUAAUCUCUCCAAGAUUUUUAUCAUAAAGGGGUGCUGAAUUUUGUCAAAUGCUUUUUCAGCAUCUAAUGAAAUGAACAUAUGGUUUUUUUCUUUCAGUUUAUUUAUAUGAUGGAUUCUAUUGAUAGAUUUUUGUAUGUUGAACCAGCCCUGCAUCUCUGGGAUGAAGACUUCUUGAUCAUAAUGGAUAUAUUUUUUUUAUGUAUUCUUGGAUUUGGUUUGCCAGUAUUUUAUUGAUAAUUUUUGCAUUGAUGUUCAUGAGUGAGACUUGUCUGUAAUUCUCUUUCUUGGUUGAGCCUUUUGUAGUUUUGGUAUCAGGGUAACUGUAGCUUCAUAAAAAGUGUUUGGCAAUGACUCUUCUGUUUCUAUUAUGUGAAAUGCAUUAAGGAGUAUAGGUAUUAGCUCUUCUUGGAAGUUCUGGUAGAAUUCUGCAUUAAAACCAUCUGGUCCUGUUUUUUUUUUAAUUGGGAGGUUUUUGAUGACAGCUUCUAUACUGUUUUAUAGGUCUAUUUAAAUUGUUCACCUGGUCUUGAUUUAAUUUUGGUAUAUGGUACUUAUGUUAAAAAAAAUGUCCAUUUCUUUUACAUUUUCCAAUUUUGUGGCAUACAGGCUUUUGUAGUAAGACCUAAUGAUUUCCUCAGUGUCUGUUGUUAUGUCCCCCUUUUCAUUUCUGAUCUUGUUAAUUUGAGUGUUCUCUCCCUGCCUUUUGAUUAGUUUGGAUAGGGGUUUGUCAAUCUUGUUGAUUAUCUCAAAGAACCAGCUCUUUGUUUCAUUGAUUCUUUGGAUUGUUUUCUGUGUUUCUAUUUUGUUGAUGUGCCUUACCCUCUCUGUAUGUGGAGGAAAUGGGAGGAAGGAAGGGAGUGGGAACUUGGAUUGUUAUGUAUAAUGAAAAAAGAGCAAAAAUUUCCAAAGCAAAGUAAUUACCAGCAACCUUAAUUUAUAAUAUACUACAUAUUGAUUCUCUUAACAAUGCAGUUGGCUAAAACCCAAUACAGUAAAUUCAGUUUUGCUAUUUUUUUUUAAUUCUAUUUUAUGU
Alexandromys fortis (reed vole) is the source of this 6413-nucleotide messenger RNA. RefSeq names its product solute carrier family 22 member 19-like. The transcript has 9 exons. Gene Ontology annotation, molecular function: transmembrane transporter activity. Gene Ontology annotation, cellular component: membrane. The record is from RefSeq and is a predicted model, not a curated record. NCBI's taxonomy places the organism in Eukaryota, Metazoa, Chordata, Mammalia, Rodentia, Cricetidae. Bases 195 to 1649 code for a protein of 484 amino acids. Gene Ontology annotation, biological process: transmembrane transport.